Messenger RNA from Lacerta agilis (Sand lizard), 3967 nucleotides. It is a transcript of the gene PPFIBP2, whose product is annotated as PPFIA binding protein 2. Bases 693 to 3539 code for a protein of 948 amino acids. NCBI's taxonomy places the organism in Eukaryota, Metazoa, Chordata, Lepidosauria, Squamata, Lacertidae. Gene Ontology annotation, biological process: neuromuscular junction development. The record is from RefSeq and is a predicted model, not a curated record. Gene Ontology annotation, cellular component: presynaptic active zone. Gene Ontology annotation, molecular function: protein binding. The transcript is spliced from 28 exons.
AGGGGGCUGUCCUAAAAUAUUUGUGCCUCUGUGAGAAUGGAGUAACCAGCAAUUCUCAAACGGCAGGACUUAUUUUUAGCUAAGUCUCAGCCUGAAAUAAAUUGGGAAGCUGAGGAGCGUUCUGAUAAACACGAGUAAAACAGAGACAGGAAAUAGAGGGUCUUUGGGUAAUGAGUUCCAGCCACUCUUGAAACAGAAAGCUAGUGAAGGCAUUACUUGAAAAUAGUUUCUCUAUGACAGCCUAGCAAUUUUUAGCUUGUUAUUUUACUAUUAAAAGGGAACACUCUCACUGCAGUUUUCAACUGCACUACAGAAGCUUCCCUUUCCCCCUCCCUCUCUCUCUCUCCCCCCCCCUCAGACCAUCUGGCAUUAUGCAUCUUUUGAAGCCUUUAGAAUGAUAUUACUGCCUGUUGAUGACUGAUCUCUGCUUUAAAAAAAACCAGAUGCUCUCUGGGUUGGGGAGGUGGGGAGACGCUGCCUGAAGUUUGUACAGUUGCGUGUGUACAUUCAGCAGAAGAGUUUAGAAGGAGCCCGUGGGACAAUUUUCAAUCAAAUAUGUAGAGACACCCAGCUUGCUAGAGGUAGAGAAACUCAGUGUGAGUUGGGGAGAGCGCUAGAUAGAAAGAUCGUGGUCUUUCUCCAGAACAAAGCUCUGAACCCAGGGAAUAUAAUUGCUGAGAUGGGCCCGAAACAUGGAGAGUGAGAUUGAUAUUUACAAACACUUCACGUGGCUAAAGAGGUCCCAGGUGAAUCACCAUACUUCUGCAAGUAAUGAAACCUAUCAAGAACGCCUGACAAGACUAGAGGGUGACAAAGAGUCUCUCAUACUGCAGGUGAGCGUCCUUACAGACCAGGUGGAGGCCCAAGGAGAAAAGAUCAGAGAUCUAGAAGUUUGCCUCGAGGGGCACCAGCUGAAACUUAAUGCUACCGAAGAGAUGCUUCAACAGGAGCUGCUAAGUCGAACAUUGCUGGAAACUCAGAAAUUGGACCUCAUGGCAGAAGUUUCGGAUCUGAAGAUUAAGCUGGUUGGGAUGGAGAAGGAACAAAGCGAAUAUGAAGAGAAGCAGAACAAAGCUGAGUCAGUAGUGAACCUGAUCAGUGAACUACAAGAACAAAUGUGUAGACUGCAGCUGGAGAUUAAUAGUAAAAUCCAGGAAAGAAAAUCCCACAGUAGGAAGCCAAAUAUGGCAGCAGUCGGUCCUCAAGAUAGCAUUGACUCGGUGACAGAGGUCCCUGUUUGGAAGAAUUGCACUCAGUGUGAUAACUUAAUACAGGAACUAAAACACCUAAAAAUUAAGGUUGAAGAGCUGGAAAAUGAAAGGACCCAGUAUGAAUGGAAACUGAAAGCAACCAAAGCUGAAAUUGCACAGCUUCAGGAGCAGUUAGCUCUAAAAGACUCGGAGAUUGAACGAUUACAGAGUCAAAUCUCGAGGACAUCGGGAAAUAAUGAAAUUGCGGAAAGAGAGGAAGUGUAUAGGCGAAGGCUAAAAGAAAAACAUCAAGAGGUCCAAUGUUUGAAAGUAGGAAUGGAAUCAUUAUUGGCUGCAAAUGAAGAAAAGGACCGCCGAAUAGAAGAGUUAACUGUAUUGCUAAGUCAGUACCGAAGAGUGAAAGAGAUCAUGAUAGCAGUACAAGGAACUUCAGAAAGAGUUUUGUGUGGAAGCAGUGAAGAUGAUCUUGAAGUAACUUUUAGAAAAUGGAAUCCCAUGAAUAAGCCCCAAAUAGAACUAUAUAAGCCAGAGGUACCUCCAGGGGAAUUGACCCUACCUAUGUUGCCUUCUCCUCCACAAAAAAAAAUGCUGGAAAUGAGCGGAAGCUCCCCAGUUCCUUCAAAUAACCUGUUUUCUGCAAACGGACAAAGCCUGGAAGUCCAACACAGGGCGCCUCAGAAAAAAAUAUCAAGUAGUCUUGAAGACUUGCAAAGUGAAUCCCUGGAAAAGCAUGUAGAUGCGAAACCAGUAGAACGUGAUGUAGCACAAGAGAAUAAGCCAUUCGUGAAAAGCAGCAAAUACCAGACCUUGCCAGGGAAGCUUCCUCGACCUGCACACAACGGUGAUACUGGGGUAUACAGUACUCCUUCUCCAAGUACGUGCCGUGUGAAUGGCAACGGAGACAACAACACACAGAGCCUGAAUCGCAUCAGGAGUGUCAGUGCACCAAUAUUAGGGGACUCUGACAAUAUGGAUGGUACGAUGAAUUCAGAUGACCUUUCACCUUUGUCAUCGGGAACAGACUCUGGUGCACAGUCUCCAUUAUCUCCAGAAAAUAAAAGAAGUCCAAGAGGAAUAAAGAAAAUAUGGGGAAAAAUACGCAGGACCCAGUCUGGAAAUUUCCCAGGAGAUGAUCUGGGCUUGGUUGAAUUUCGAAGAGGUGGCCUCCGUGCAACAGCUGGACCUAGAUUGUCUCGGUCAAAGGACACCAAGGGACAGAAGAGUGAUCAUAACGCCCCAUUUGCCCAAUGGGGCACUGAACGAGUUUGUAACUGGCUUGAAGACUUCGGUCUCGGGCAGUAUGUCAUUUUUGCACGACAAUGGGUGACAUCUGGCCACACCCUCUUAACAGCAACACCGCAGGAUAUGGAAAAGGAACUAGGAAUAAAGCAACCUCUGCACAGGAAGAAAUUGGUUUUGGCAGUUAAAGCUAUCAAUACAAAACAAGAUGAUAAGUCAGCUCAGCUUGAUCAUAUCUGGGUGACUCGGUGGCUUGAUGAUAUUGGCUUACCUCAAUAUAAAGAUCAGUUUCACGAAUCGAGAGUUGAUGGCAGGAUGCUGCAAUAUUUAACUGUGAAUGACCUCCUUUUCCUCAAAGUCACAAGCCAGUUGCAUCAUCUCAGCAUUAAGUGUGCCAUUCACGUGCUCCAUGUGAAUGGUUUCAACCCUCACUGCCUACGGAGGAGGCCAGCAGACGAGAAUAACAUUUCACCUUCCGAAGUAGUUCAGUGGUCCAAUCACAGAGUAAUGGAAUGGCUCAGAUCAGUAGAUCUGGCAGAAUAUGCACCGAACCUUCGAGGAAGUGGAGUUCAUGGUGGCCUUAUUAUCCUUGAACCUCGUUUUAAUGGUGAUGCCCUGGCAAUGCUUCUCAACAUUCCACCGCAAAAAACGCUGCUAAGACGCCACUUAACCACUAAUUUCAACGUGCUAAUUGGACCAGAGGCACAGCAAGAAAAAAGAGAAAUAUUGGAAUCUACAGCCUAUGCGCCUCUGACUACCACUGCUAAAGUUCGGCCAAAGAAACUUGGAUUUUCACAUUUUGGAAACUUAAGAAAAAAGAAAUUUGAUGAAUCUACGGAUUACAUUUGCCCUAUGGAUACCAGCCCAAGUACCACCAACGGUACUCAGAGGAGCUACGGCGCCUACAAAGUGCAUAAUGCCCUCCCUGACAAAGAAUUAGACAAACUGGACCAGAUGGAACAUUCAGAAGGAACAGUAAUGCAAAUAGGGGAACUUUCUCAAGGAAUAAACAACCUCACAACUAUGUUAAGCCAAGAUCAGUUGCUGAAUGAUGAUAGAUUUUUAACACCAACGGUUGAGGACUGGUGAUGAAGAUUCCAUGGGACCAACACCGCUCUUAAUACCUCAGUUGUAUUAGGGGAUAUGACUGGUCCAGGCUGGGUGCUCUGUUUAAAAAUAUGCCACUGAAAUGUGUGAAACCUUUUAAAGUGCUGUUUUUCACAUCUCCCACCCCAACAGCAAUGAAAACCCUAAGGUCUAGGUACUUAAUACAUGCAGUCAAAGAACCUAUGCAACAUUUUUAGUAGUAGUAAAAUUAAGAGUAUGUAAAUAUAUUUUAAAGCACAGUGAGUCAUUUACUAGUCAGUGAUCCAUUUUCUAUAUUUUGUACUUGCUCAUGGUGCAUAUUAUUGGGAUCGCGUUAGUUUUCUAAGGUUUUCACCCCUUAUGAAUGGUUAGUACAACCAACACUAUGUUUUUCUUCCAGUGUGGUAUAAUGAUCCCCUGGUACGAUAAAC